This is a messenger RNA of Brenthis ino (lesser marbled fritillary), 2313 nucleotides long. The record is from the annotation of a GenBank genome assembly. Lineage: Eukaryota; Metazoa; Arthropoda; Insecta; Lepidoptera; Nymphalidae.
AUGCCAAAUAUCGACUAUGUUCAUAUGUCCACGGUGUUGGCAAAUGUACCAAAAUAUAAAUUGAGCAAUGGGAAAGAAAUGCCUGCGAUUGCGUUGGGGACGUAUCUCGGAUUUGAUGAGAACGGCAUGGUAAAAUCCCAGAAUAAACAACUUCGAGAUGUUAUAAUGAAAGCUAUAGAUAUAGGCUACAGACAUUUUGACACAGCAUCCAUAUACGGCACGGAAGAAGAAAUCGGAGAAGCUGUGAGGCUUAAAAUAGAGCAGGAUGUUGUAAAGCGAGAGGAUUUGUUUAUUACUACUAAGCUGUGGAACACGUUACAUAAAAGAGAACAAGUGGUACAAUCGUUGAGAGAUACUGUACACAAGAUGGGGCUGAAUUAUAUCGACUUAUACCUCAUGCAUUGGCCUAUGGGACUUAAUGAGGACUACUCUUACUCUCAAACAGAUUUUAUGGAAACUUGGCGAGGUAUGGAGGAUGCUGUCCUUCUAGGUCUCGUUAAGUGUAUCGGAGUUUCAAACUUUAACAAGGAACAGCUAAUACGAUUAAUCAAAGAAAGCAAUAUAAAGCCAGUUGCUUUACAGAUAGAGGUACAUCCUCAAAUGAUCCAAACAGAAUUAGUUGAUUAUGCUCAAUCUGAAGGCAUUGUGGUUAUGGGAUAUAGUCCUUUCGGUUCAUUGGCCAUGAGGUAUGGCACGCUUUUCCCGGGACCAAGAGUCGAUAAUCCAAUCCUGGUGGAGAUAGCUAAAAAGUAUAGGAAAACAACUCAUCAAAUUGUUUUAAGAUGGCUGGUCGAUAGAAAAGUAGUGCCAAUACCAAAGACGGUAAAAUACUCACGAUUAAAAGAAAACAUCGAUAUCUUUGACUUUGAACUGACAGCAGAAGAAAUUCAAAAAAUCAACAAGUUCGAUAUACAUAAACGCUUUACACUCCCUUCUUUUUGGCAAACUCAUCCGUAUUAUCCGUUUGAGAAGGCGCUAAUAAAAGUCAACACUGUGGCUAAGGUGACACCGUUCCCGAGUAUGACGUAUUCCGGAAGGAAUAAAUUCGAGAUUUCUCGAUUUUCCAAUGAAGACGAGAAUCAUAUAAAUAAAAAGCUGCCAAAGGAGUUGCUGCUGAGGAUAUUAUCUUAUUUAGAUGUGGUUUCGCUAUGCCGAUGUGCUCAGGUCUCAAAAUUAUGGAACAUUCUCGCUCUCGAUGGCUCGAACUGGCAGAGGAUAGAUUUGUUUAACUUCCAGCGAGAUGUAGAGGGACCAGUAAUAGAGAAUAUAUCGCAAAGAUGCGGAGGUUUUCUUCGACAGCUCUCGCUGAGAGGAUGUGAGAGUAUCGCGGAUGGGUCUAUAAAGACUUUAGCGCAGUCAUGUCCAAACAUAGAAGAUUUGAACUUGAAUAAAUGUAAGAAGUUAACCGACCAAGCCUGUCAGGCCCUCGGCAGGAAAUGUGGCAAGCUUCAAAAGAUAAACCUCGACUCUUGUCCUAGCAUAUCGGACAUAUCACUAAAAGCAUUGUCAGACGGAUGUCCGCUUUUGACACAUGUAAAUGUGUCAUGGUGUCAGUCGAUUACAGAGAAUGGCGUCGAAGCCCUGGCCCGGGGCUGCCCUAAACUAAAGAGCUUUAUUUGCAGAGGAUGUAAAAAUGUGAACGACAAGGCAGUGUCAUGUCUCGCGACGUACUGCCCAGAUCUAGAAGUACUCAAUGUGCAAGGUUGUGAUAAUCUAACCGACGAGUCGAUAUCAAAGCUUGGCGGCGCGAUGCGUCGCCUGUGCGUGUCGGGCUGCGCGCGGCUGACGGACGCGGCGCUGGCGGCGCUCGCGGCGCGCUGCCCGGACCUCGUCACGCUGGAGCUGUCGCAGUGCGCGCACCUCACCGACGCCGGCUUCCAGGCUCUCGCCAGGAGUUGUAGAAUGUUAGAGCGUAUGGACUUGGAGGAGUGUGUUCUCAUCACGGACGCGACACUCGUGCACCUCGCCAUGGGGUGCCCUCGCCUUGAAAAAUUGACCUUGUCCCACUGUGAAUUAAUAACGGACUAUGGUAUAAAGCAGCUGUCGAUGUCGCCGUGCGCUGCGGAACAUCUCACAGUGCUCGGCCUCGACAACUGCCCCUUAGUGACGGACGGUGCGCUCGAACACCUUAUCUCGUGCCACAACCUGCAGCGCAUAGAGCUGUACGACUGUCAGAUGGUCACUAGGAAUGCUAUAAGGAAGUUAAGGAACCAUCUCCCAAACAUUCGCGUACAUGCGUACUUUGCGCCCGUAACUCCCCCUGUCACCGGCGGCGGGGUCCGACCUAGGUAUUGUAGAUGCUGUAAUAUUAUA